Cladophialophora yegresii CBS 114405 is the source of this 1335-nucleotide messenger RNA. RefSeq lists its product as uncharacterized. Gene Ontology annotation, molecular function: oxysterol binding. NCBI's taxonomy places the organism in Eukaryota, Fungi, Ascomycota, Eurotiomycetes, Chaetothyriales, Herpotrichiellaceae. The transcript is spliced from 4 exons. The record is from RefSeq and is a predicted model, not a curated record. Gene Ontology annotation, cellular component: cytosol; intracellular membrane-bounded organelle; membrane. Gene Ontology annotation, biological process: endocytosis; piecemeal microautophagy of the nucleus; exocytosis. Bases 1 to 1335 code for a protein of 444 amino acids.
AUGUCGCGACAGGACUCGACCUUGGCGGACAACCGUUCGAAGAUGAAGGAGUUUAUCGCUUCCAUUUCGACCAUUCGUGGAGACCUCUCCAACAUAACGGCCCCACCGUUUGUUCUGGACACCAAGUCGGCUGUUGAAUUACCUGCAUUUUGGGCUGAAAGACCGUCCGUCUUCGUCGCGCCAGCCUCGGCCGAGGACCCUGCAAAGCGGGCACUGCUGGUAUUGAAGUGGUUUCUUUCUAGCCUCAGAAACCAGCAGUACGUGGGCAGAUCCGAGGCCGAAGGUAUCAAGAAACCGAUCAACGCUUUCCUCGGAGAGCUCUUCUUGGCAAGCUGGGAGGACGAUGCAGGGCUGACCAGGCUGGUCAGCGAGCAAGUCAGCCAUCAUCCUCCCGUCACUGCAUGCCGUGUCUGGAAUGAGGAGCAUGGUGUCGCGGCAGAAGGAUAUACCCGGCAAGAGAUCACAUUCAGCGGCAGCAUCAACAUACAACAAAUCGGGCAUGCCACGCUCCAUCUGGCCCAGCAAGACGAAACGUACCUCAUCCCACUGCCCAACAUCAAGAUCAAAGGCGUCCUGACAGGAUCUCCGUACCCUGAGCUGCAGGGUACGCACUACAUACCCAGUACGAAUGGCUACACCUCAGUGAUCGACUUCAGCGGCAAGGGCCUGUUCUCCAGCUCAGACAAGAAACACAGCUUCCAAGCCAAAGUGUAUCGGCAUGGCGAGGAGGACCACCCCUUAUACACAGUCUCAGGCCAUUGGGACGGCCAAUUCAAGAUCCACGACUGCAAAAACGGCGUCGACUUGGAGACGUUCAACGUCGUGGCCGCGAAAACCACACCACCCAAGACCGAACCCCUUGCUGCACAGGAUCCAUGGGAGUCCCGUCGCGCGUGGCAAGGCGUCCGGGAAGCCCUCGAGCGCGGCGAUAUGCAGGGUGCCGCGGACGCGAAAGCCAAGAUCGAGGACGGGCAGCGUGAAAUGCGAAAGACUGAUGCCGAUGGUACAGAAUGGAAGCAGCUGUUCUACGAGAGUGAAUCCAAACCCGAUGACGUUGCAGCAAUGCUGGCGACGAAAGUUGGAGUUUCCUUUGACCCUGAAGGUACCCUUGGGGCCUGGAGGUUCCGCCACAGAGAGUGGGAGCAAGGUCUGUUCAAGAAACCUUAUCAUGGAGAUCUCUUGCCGGACAAUUCGCGUGUCGACAACGGAGCGGAUCGAGAUGCGAUAGUCAACGGCACCGCAAGGAACGGAGUGGCUCGAGACCCGAGGGCCAACGACGUGACUCCUGUGGUGUCCAGGGGCGCAGCCCAAAGCCAAGAGCAGCGUCAGGCCUAG